Molecule: messenger RNA, 3664 nt
Organism: Diachasma alloeum
Lineage: Eukaryota; Metazoa; Arthropoda; Insecta; Hymenoptera; Braconidae
Product: protein RCC2 homolog
Exons: 4
Coding region: 418-1878 (486 amino acids)
Source: RefSeq, a predicted model, not a curated record
UUUUCACUGUUAACAAAAACCCCUCCACUCCCUGCCCCUUCGGGACAUUUCAACUUUCAAGCAAACGUUCUGCCAGGCAAGCACGAACCCUCCCCUACCCCCGCCCCUGACCCACACCAACAUAAACCCAUAAUCCAAAUGUAUGAGAGAAAAGCGGAGAGGUGAAAAAAAGAGACAAACGAGCGUAAAGGAAAGAGACGUUAUAUGUGUUUGUGGAUAAUGUAAUGGUAUUAGUGUUGGGAACCCAAGCGAUUAGCGUCGAGCAUAACCACCGCAGUUUGAUACACACUUGUAAUAUUUGUGUGUUGGGUGGAAAAAGAAGUGCCACCAAAUCGAUUUUUUCAUUUGGUUUUACCUCCAUUAAAUUAAUAAUACCCAACAGUGCUAGUAAUUAAUUGAAUUGAAAUUAGACUGAUAAUGUCGUCAAAGAGGAAAACUCCGGCUACCAAGAAGGGAAAGAAUAAGUCUAGGAAAGUGGAGUACGAUGAGGAGGAUAUUUCAAGUGAGCAUGAGUCUGAUCUUGAGGAUGCCGACGCCGGUUCGAACGCUGAUGCUGAGGACGCCAACGAUGAUGAGCUCAAUGAUGUCUCUAACAUUCCUGAAUUACGUGCACCAGAGGGAGGCUGGGGUAAGCCUGGAACCUUCGUAAUGUGUGGAUUAACAAAUUGGGAUCAGGCUGGACGCAAGGCACCGCCGAAGGGCUCAAAGGUGAACAUUGGGCGCAGCUUGUGGACGCCACACACUUUCAAGAAUCUCAAUGGCGCCAGGGUGAGGCUCGUUGUAUCUGGCCCAGCUGCUUCUCACUGCGUCGUCGUCACGGAGGAUGACAGGUGUCUCGUAUUCGGGAGAAAUGACAAAGGACAACUAGGAGUGGGCGACACGAAUCGUCGCGACGACCCGACCGAGGUUGAGGCCCUCAAGGGUCACACAGUGAUAGCAGCGGCCUGUGGUCGUGCCCACACCCUCUUCCUCACAAGUCGUGGCCUAGUCUUCGGAGCUGGUGACAAUAAGCUGGGGCAAUGUGGUGUUGGUAAAGCAGACGCAAUGAUCACAACAGCGACUAAAGUCAAGUACUCAGGGGCUCCAAUCGUCAAGGUCGGCUGUGGCGCUGAAUUCUCAAUGAUUCUGGACAUAAAAGGUGGACUCCACUCCUUUGGAUCCCCAGAGAAUGGCCAACUCGGUCACAACACCGAUGGAAAGUACUUCAUUACGAGCACUAAAAUGGCAUUUCACUUUGAAAAAUCACCUAAACGAAUUGUCCUGUAUGUGGAGAGGGGCAAGGACGGCCAUGUGACUCCUCUUGACAGAGUCGAAAUAACUGAUUUCAGUUGUGGAUAUUAUCACACUGUAGCCAUUGACAGCAAAAGUCGUGCAUUCUCCUGGGGCUUUGGGGGAGUUGGGAGACUUGGACACAAUGAGCAGAAAGAUGAACUUGUUCCACGAUUAAUCAAGUAUCUUGAGCCACCCAAUCGUGGAGUCAGAUCCGUCCACUGUGGUAGUACUUACAGUAUUGUUAUCAAUGUUCAUGGCACUGCACUCAUGUUUGGCCAGACCAAACGCACUGGCGAGGCUAAUAUGUAUCCCAAGCCUAUUCCUGAUCUCUCUGGGUGGGAGAUCAGGUGUGUUGGGGUCAGUCAGACUAGUGUUGUUGUUGCUGCUGAUGAGUCCGUCAUUGCUUGGGGAGCUAGUCCUACUUUUGGAGAACUUGGUUUCGGUGAAAUGAGAAAAUCAUCAACAACUCCAAUGGAAGUGAAAGCCCUGGAGGGUCUCUACAUAACAGCAAUAACUUGUGGACUCUCUCACACAUUAAUGAUAGCCAGAGAUGACACUGAAGAGGAAAGGGCCAAACUUGCUAAACUUGAAGUUUACUCCUGCUAAAUUCCUCCCCUCGAUCAUUAUUCUCAUUUUUUAUUCUUUAUCUCUCUAAUUAUUUUCAUCUUUCGAUAGAGGGUACAUGCCAUUGCAUCUCCAAAUCAUGGGAAUUGAUAUCGAAAGGAAUAUUGCCGUAAUAGGUGGCAAAACGUUCCAAGGCGGAAAAUCAUCUGGGUAAAUCUCGAAAUAUCUCGUUAACAAGUGGUUUUCAAAGGACUUGUCCGAAUGCAUUCUUUUGCAAAAACAAAGGUCUUGACAUUUUGCCCUAAUACCACUCUGUAACGAGAUUAAUGCAUAACUGGGGAAAAUGAAAUUUACUUAAUUUGACCACUUCACUGACUCACGAUGGUCCCAGAACAAUUAACGAAUAACUCAUAGCUCAUAACUAUAUCAUUAAAAAUUUUAAGUAAGCUGAGUAUUCCAGUUAAUUUGCAACAGGCAAACUCAGUGAAAUGAAUGAACUGAAAAAUAAUAUAUUUUGAUACGUUAAUAUUUUUAUCACUCUGCAAUUUAAAACAUUUUUUCAGCCUAAUUAAAAUAGCCAAAAUGCCACGACGGCUGUAGUUAUCUGUACAAUUGCUCCUUGAUCAUCUUACACGGGUGCCUGAAUCGUGGGCGUUAUUACAUAAUAGUGAAAUUAAUUUUCCAAUUGUUCUCAUUUGAUUGGAAUUCUGCUGAUGAUAAGGAGAGAUCAAUCGAAAUUUCGAAGUAAUUAUAUUGGAACAGAAAAGUAUUAUCUACGAAACUGUGAAAAUUAAUGAGAUGGAGUGGGUUUAAUUUUAAUUCUCUCGUAUAUUCGAAAAUUAUUUUAUCUUUUUUCAUUAUUCUCCAUCUCAUUCGGCCUAGAUUGCGAAUAUCGUAGGAACAUUGGUUCUGGAAGAAAAAUUCCGAAGGCAUUUUAGUUGGAAUUUAAAUCCAGUUUUCUACAAAAAAAUGUUCAUUCACAUCUUUUUCUAAACCUAAUUAUUUUUAAGAUAUUUGCAAAGCAAUGAGAGGGUAAUUUUUUCACUCAUCCCUUGGGCUUAAAAAAUUCUCCACUACAAUUAUCUCGAAAAUGAGUUAUUUGGGAGGAAAAUGUCAAGAGAUUUUUUUCGUAGAAAAGUUCAUCGGCGGUGAGAAAAGGUCUUUUGACAUCUCCUAAGACUUUUCAUUUCCCAGAUCAAUGCAUAAUAAAGGGAAACUUCAUGUCCCACAUUUUACAUUUUAACAAUUCACAAAGAUGAAAAAAUGAUAAUUUUUUUAUUUUAUUAUUUUUGAAUUUUAAUUGCAUUUAACUGGAGAUUGAGUCGAUACAUAUUCUUCCAUAGUUUGUACCGACACAGGAAACAUAAAAAAGUUCGAAUAAAAACGAUCGUACGUAUUUAUACUUAGAAAGAAGGUCAUUAAGGAGCUCGCCUCAUGCACUGAAGAAGAGAGUAAAUGAUAAACUAAAGAAACUAAGACUUUGGAUGUAAACUUCAUUAAAAUGAGAACUGCCAAAACGAAAUGUACAAUUAAAAUCACUCAUCCAGCCCCCGAAUGAAUAACUUCCAUGUAAUAUAACUAAUUUACACUCUAGGGUUUUAUGUGGUAAAGCGAAAUUAGAUGUAGAUUUUACUUAAAGAAAUAAAUAAAAUUUCUCUUUUAUUUUUACGCACAACUGUAAUGGUACUUCAAGUAAUGAUUAAACUGCACUCGAAAAAUAAAAACGAAAAUGAUUAUUAAUAUUGGGAAGCGUCAUUAGAUUUUUAAGUUGGUGAUGUAAACAAUGAAUCAAGAAGGAUAAUAAAUACGAUUUACUAAUAAAAUGAAA